AUGAAGGCCAUUGCGCGUAGCUACGUCUAUUGGCCCACCUUGGAUAGUGACAUAGUUGGAUACGUGAAAGCAUGUCAACACUGCGCAUCCGUAGCCAAAUCAGCUCCACAUAGUACUCCGGUUCCGUGGCCGAAAACAUCAAAACCCUGGCAGCGGAUUCACGUAGACUACGCAGGACCAAUCGAAGGAGAUUAUUACCUCCUUGCCAUAGACGCAUUUUCUAAGUGGCCAGAAAUUAUAAAAACUGGUCGCAUUACUUCUGCUGCAACGAUUGGCAUUCUCCGGGGCCUUUUUGCUCGCCUUGGAAUGCCAGAAACACUGGUUACCGACAACGGAACACAGUUCACAAGUGCCGAUUUCUCCAAUUUUUGCACAAUGAAUGGCAUCGAACACCUCACGACAGCUCCGUUCCAUCCUCAAUCAAAUGGGCAAGCGGAGAGAUUUGUUGACACAUUCAAACGAGCCAUAAAGAAGAUUCACAAUCGCACAAUCGCAGAAGCUUUAGACGUUUUUCUGCUCACCUAUCGCAGCACGCCGAAUUGUUCUUUACCGGAGGACAAAUCACCGUCUGAGAUAAUGUUCGGUCGUAAAAUCCGGACGUGUUUGCAUCUACUUCGUCCUCCAGUUGUUCAAGUUCCAGAUCAGCUAGUGAGUAAUCAGAAAGGCUUCAAGAAGAACGAUACGGUGUAUGCGAAAGUUUUUUCGAAGAACCGCUGGAAAUGGGUUCCAGGCAUCAUCAUCGAACGAAUUGGACAGGUGAUGUACAACGUUUGGGUAGAACAUAGAAAUAUGCUGCGCUCCCACCUCAUUCAACUGCGUAGCCGAACCGUAGACCCACUGUCAACGAAGCGGUCAGAUUCCCUUCCAGAGCAGUCUCUACCACUGAACGUGUUGCUGGAAGCAUGGAAUAUGAAAGAACCAGCAAAACCGACACCUGAAUCGACGGUAUUGCAGCAUGUUUCAACACAGCAUUCAAGUUCUGCAACGGGACUCUUGAGUUCCGAUCGAACGCUGCAAAAUAUACCGGCGGGGCGUGUUUCUUCAACUCCGCGGCAUGAUAUGUCGCCUCCAUUGGAGUCAAGUCCUGCACCUUUGUCCUCACCGUCGACAUCAUCAACGGAAUCCAACGAUUAUGAAUCGGCGAUUGAGGCUCAACCGAUGGUACCUCUACCUCGGCGGUCUUCAAGGAUCCGAAGACCCCCGCAGUGGUUUGACCCGUACCAUCUCUAUUGA
Messenger RNA from Toxorhynchites rutilus septentrionalis, 1233 nucleotides. RefSeq lists its product as uncharacterized. Gene Ontology annotation, molecular function: nucleic acid binding. NCBI's taxonomy places the organism in Eukaryota, Metazoa, Arthropoda, Insecta, Diptera, Culicidae. The record is from RefSeq and is a predicted model, not a curated record. The transcript has a single exon. Bases 1 to 1233 code for a protein of 410 amino acids. Gene Ontology annotation, biological process: DNA integration.